Messenger RNA from Toxotes jaculatrix (banded archerfish), 622 nucleotides. It is a transcript of the gene thrsp, whose product is annotated as thyroid hormone responsive. Gene Ontology annotation, cellular component: cytosol. Lineage: Eukaryota; Metazoa; Chordata; Actinopteri; Toxotidae. Gene Ontology annotation, biological process: regulation of lipid biosynthetic process. Bases 57 to 482 code for a protein of 141 amino acids. The transcript has a single exon. The record is from RefSeq and is a predicted model, not a curated record.
CUUCCUUCUGUCCUCCACCACAGUACAGGCGCAGCUGACCACAUCCAACUGGAACCAUGCAGUCUGUCGAGGCCAAAUUUAACAGAAACAGCCUUCUCUUAGCUCUGAGACGAUACAGUUCGGCUGUCAGUGACAUGGAGCAGACCAUCCUCCUGCCGAGCCUCCUGCGAGAUGUGCCCUCUGACGAGGUGUGGGACAGUGAAGCAGCAGAGGAGUCAUGCAGAUGCAGAGACCUGUAUGGAAACUACCUGAUGCUCAAAGCCAUAAGAAACACAGUGGAGAGUGGCCUGGUUCCCCUGGAUGACCCCAAGACCAAGAACAGCACAGUGCUCAGCAAGACCCUGGAGCCUCUCUUGGACACAGAUCCUGAAGCCCUCUUUCGCUUCCACCUGAAAGGACUGUUUUCUGUGAUGAGUGAGCUCACCAAGAAGACUCAGAACCUCACUGGGAAAUAUAUGGACAUAAUUGGAGCUGCAAAUUAGUAAACAGUGCAAGAUGUGUGGACAUCACACAAACAAUCAGGUGGUUGUAAAUGUGUGGUAUAUGUGACAAAGUCACUUGAACGUCCCAAAUGUCUGAACUGUUUACAUUUGUUGACCCUGUGCUUCUAACUUAAUAAAUA